CAAAUAAACACUAAAAUGCCAGGGUUGACAUUAGAUUUAGAUUUAUACACAAUUAAGUUGAAAAAUGUAACUGAGUUCACUACGUUUAUAUUGACGGGUUUCACAGAUGAUUUUGAGGUGCAAAUCUUCCUCUUUUUACUAUUUCUAGCAAUCUACCUUUUUACUCUGGUAGGAAAUUUGGGACUAGUUAUAUUAGUCAUUGGGGAUUCUCGGCUACACAACCCCAUGUACUACUUUCUGAGCGUAUUGGGGACCACAGAAUGCUUUCUCUUGGCUGCAAUGGCAUAUGACCGCUAUGUCGCCAUCUACAACCCUCUCCUGUACUCAGUGAGCAUGUCACCCAGAGUCUAUGUGCCACUCAUCGUUGCUUCCUACGUGGGUGGCAUUUUGCAUGCUUCCAUACACACAGUGGCCACAUUCAGCCUGUCCUUCUGCGCAUCCAAUGAAAUUAGACAUGUCUUUUGUGACAUCCCUCCUCUCCUCGCCAUUUCUUGUUCUGACACUCACACAAACCAGCUCCUGCUCUCCUACCUUGUGGGCUCCAUUGAGAUCGUCACUAUCCUGAUAGUUCUGAUCUCCUAUGGUUUCAUUCUGUUGGCCAUUCUGAAGAUUCAUUCUGCUGCAGGGAGGCGGAAAGUCUUUUCUACAUGUGGCUCUCACCUAACUGGAGUGUCAAUAUAUCAUGGAACCAUCCUCUUCACGUACGUGAGACCAAGUUCCAGCUAUGCUCUGGACCAUGACAUGAUAGUCUCAACAUUUUACACGAUUGUGAUUCCCAUGCUGAAUCCCAUCAUCUACAGUUUAAGGAACAAAGAUGUAAAAGAAGCGAUGAAAAAACUGUUUGGUAAAAAUUGGUAUAUCAAUAAAGUCUACUUCUCACAUUAA
This is a messenger RNA of Puma concolor (puma), 885 nucleotides long. NCBI's taxonomy places the organism in Eukaryota, Metazoa, Chordata, Mammalia, Carnivora, Felidae. The record is from RefSeq and is a predicted model, not a curated record.